Messenger RNA from Salvelinus sp. IW2-2015, 1119 nucleotides. RefSeq lists its product as uncharacterized. The record is from RefSeq and is a predicted model, not a curated record. Lineage: Eukaryota; Metazoa; Chordata; Actinopteri; Salmoniformes; Salmonidae.
UCGUGCUCUGGCUGUGGACUGUUUGAUAACCACUUCCGUUUUUCCCUCACUAGUCCACAUUUGCGUUUACCUUGAACGAUAGAAAGACAUUGUAGAAAGGUUUUUGUUGGUUUAAACUAAAGUUUAGGAGGUCGACUGUUUGAGGAAUUUUAUGGAGCAUAAUAAUGGAGAUACUUCUAGCUGGGCGAUGCAGCGACGUAUGGAAGGUUUGGUCAACAAACACAUGGCAGACAUAGCUCUAGAAACACUCCAGCAGAGACUUUCAGCUGUGUCCGACGAAAUGAACAAUCUUGCGGAACAUGUCUCGAGACGCUCGGAGGAUAUUCCCAAAGAUGAUAUUUCAAGACGACCUGAUGUCAACUUUGACGUUGAGUCGCUGAGUGCGACGUUUAGCACGGGUGGUGUUGGGGAAAAGUUGUUGAUGCCUGGCACCUCGUCAUCAGCAGAGACGGCUGCCCAGCGUAARAUAAUCUCCUUGCUGGUGGAGAUCAAGGAGGAGCAGCAGAGACAGUGGUCAGUGUUGAGGGAGCUGCAGGCCAGGGUUCAGGGCCAGAGCUUUCCGGAGGUAGAGGAGGAGGUGGAGGCUCUAGACAUCGACAUCCCGCUGAGGACCAUGGAGCAGCUAGAUGACACAGAGAGGCACCUGGAGGAUGCCGGAGCACAGAAGAGAAUGGUGUCUCACCUGUCACGGAUGGGCGGGGCCACAGUGGAUGAUGCGGUGCGAAGGCUCAUGCAGGCUGUGCUAUCUUUCGCUGUGGGCUCUGAGCUCAACUGGGUGGGCCGCGGCCAGAAAAGGAGCUUCAGAAACACCCGCCUCCAAGGGGUUCUCUUCCGUGCCCUGAAAAGAACCCCUGUGGGCAAGGAGGCCACACAUCAUCAGUUUGCAGACGUGGUGAAGAAAUGGCUGCGGUACACCCCGUUCAGACAGGGAGGGAGUGGUCGACGGCUUUACAAACCACCUGUUGACUUCCUGUGUCCAAAUGAAUGUGUAGGUCUGCCUAUACAUCUGCCUACACACCCACAGUAACGCUCAACCAGCUUACCGUAAAACUUCAAUUACAUASCCCGGGCAUUUAUUUGCUUAAAUCACUGAACACAACAGGUGCUUAUUAGAGACAG